UUCAGAGCGGUUAUCUCUUCAUCAAUGGCAAUAUAAAAAUGACCCAUCUUCUUCAAUUAGCUUAUCAUCAUCUCUCGCCGCCGAUUAACAGUUAUGUUACCGGCUGUUCUUCCUUCCACCGCCAAAACCGCCGCCGGCUACGCACUUCCGUUUCAAUAUUCUUCAACUAGGAACCGACCGAUUCUUCCAUUUUCAACUCUACCCAGUAAAAGAAAAUCGAACCUGGUUUCACUACGAGCAUCAUCGUCGAUGAUCGAGAACAACGAAGCUCCUCAGAUUGACCGCCCGGACACGUUUCUCCGGGAAUCGGAUAAUGACUUACAUUCUUCAGAUGAAUCAGGGAAAACGAGUAUCAGGGCUCGAUUCGAGAAGAUGAUUAGGGAAGCUCAGGAUAGCGUAUGUUUAGCGAUUGAGGCCGUCGAUGGAGGCGCUAAGUUUAAAGAGGAUGUUUGGUCGAGAACUGGCGGUGGAGGUGGAAUUAGUAGGGUUUUACAGGAUGGAUCUGUAUGGGAGAAAGCUGGAGUUAAUGUUUCAGUUGUUUAUGGAAUUAUGCCGCCUGAAGCUUACAGAGCUGCUAAACCAUCUGCUUCUGAUUCUGUUUCAUCCAUUGAUGUUAAACCUGGACCUGUUCCAUUCUUUGCUGCUGGAAUUAGCUCGGUUAUGCAUCCGAAGAAUCCCUUUGCACCAACAUUGCAUUUUAAUUAUCGGUAUUUCGAGACAGAAGAUGCUGCAGGAGAACCUAAAGAAUGGUGGUUUGGUGGUGGUACAGAUUUAACUCCUUCAUAUAUAUUCGAAGAGGAUGUGAAACACUUCCAUUCGGUUCAGAAAAGUGCUUGUGACAAAUUUGAUCCAAGUUUUUAUCCUCGAUUCAAGAAAUGGUGUGAUGAGUAUUUCUAUAUAAAGCAUCGCGGGGAGAGAAGAGGGGUUGGUGGAAUAUUCUUUGAUGAUCUUAGUGAUAGCUAUGAUCAGGAAAUGCUUCUCUCAUUUGCCACAGAAUGUGCGAAUUCUGUGGUGGGUGCAUACAUACCUAUAAUAGAGAAGAGGAAAGACAUGACAUUUACAGAUGAACAUAAGGCAUGGCAGCAGUUAAGAAGGGGUCGUUAUGUGGAGUUUAAUUUGGUUUAUGAUCGAGGUACGACGUUUGGUCUGAAGACAGGAGGUAGGAUUGAGAGUAUUCUUGUUUCUCUUCCUCUUACUGCUAGAUGGGAAUAUGAUCAUAAACCUAUCGAGGGUAGUGAAGAAUGGAAGCUUCUCGACGCAUGUAUCAAUCCAAAGGACUGGGUGGUUUAAGGGGUCAGCAUUCAAGACGAUAUGAUCUCAAUCA
This is a messenger RNA of Impatiens glandulifera, 1324 nucleotides long. Its product is annotated as coproporphyrinogen-III oxidase 1, chloroplastic-like. Gene Ontology annotation, cellular component: chloroplast stroma; cytoplasm. Gene Ontology annotation, molecular function: coproporphyrinogen oxidase activity. The coding region runs from base 94 to 1290 and encodes 398 amino acids. NCBI's taxonomy places the organism in Eukaryota, Viridiplantae, Streptophyta, Magnoliopsida, Ericales, Balsaminaceae. The record is from RefSeq and is a predicted model, not a curated record. The transcript has 8 exons.